Molecule: messenger RNA, 11634 nt
Organism: Corythoichthys intestinalis (scribbled pipefish)
Lineage: Eukaryota; Metazoa; Chordata; Actinopteri; Syngnathiformes; Syngnathidae
Gene: myripa
Product: myosin VIIA and Rab interacting protein a
Exons: 15
Coding region: 168-10493 (3441 amino acids)
Biological process (GO): intracellular protein transport
Cellular component (GO): cortical actin cytoskeleton
Molecular function (GO): actin binding; myosin binding; small GTPase binding
Source: RefSeq, a predicted model, not a curated record
GUUAUUAGCCUUUCAUCGUUUACAUUCCAGGCCUGCAAAGAUUAGGCCCGGCGCUGCAAACAGUAGACAGGAAGCCAUGGCCCUUUCCUGUUUUUAUUCCUCAUCUGACAGCAAAUCAUACAUCUCCAUCCCUUUACUCCAGUGCCCUCUGACGACCAUACGACACAAUGCGGCUUCAAGCUCCUUCUUGGACUGAAGCGCCAUUUGCCAGCCUCAUGUAUACCCACUUGCCCCACUUGCAAAGUUGCUCAAUGGCGCAUGAUCUAUUAGCGCUUAGCUUGCCUGGCUCACACGCACCAAAAAAAAUCAACUUUGAUGGGUUUGCUUUCCAAAUCCUCCCUGUGCUCUCUCCUCCCCUCGCCAGUGAAUUGAAGCAGGCGCUGGACGAGGAGGGCAAUCGCUGCAUGCUGCUGUCACGCCAACACCACUUCAACCAGCGCUGCUGCAUCCGAUGCUGCGCGCCCUUCAGCUUCCUGCUCAACCCCAAGCGACGGUGUCGCGACUGCCUUUACAACGUGUGCAAGGCCUGCAGGCUCUUCAGCAAGGCCGACAAAGCCUGGCUCUGCUGCGCCUGCCAGAAGAGCAGGUUGUUAAAGAAACAAUCGCUGGAUUGGUUCUACACACACGUAAAAGGACGAUUCAAGCGCUUCGGCAGCGCCAAAGUGUUGAAGACCAUCUACAGGAGACAUCUGGCCAAUCACAGUCCAGUUUCGGAGCUCACAGAGGGAAGUGCGUACGAAGAGAGCGUCUGCAAUGAAAGCAGUGUCUAUGACAGUGACGCCGCCUUCUAUACACAAACUGAAGAGCACAGCAUGGCAGAGACGCUCACUGUGGCCCUACGGGUUGCAGAGGAGGCCAUAGACGAGGCCAUUUCCAACGCAGAGUUUGACGCCUGUCAGGAGAACCAGAAUGAAGCCCACUACCUACGUGAACACAGAGGAGAGCUCAUUGAGGAGCUGGCCAAAACAAUAAUGCAAAAGAUCAUCUCUAGGAGGGAGACUUUGGCUGACAUGAAGGAUGAGUACGAGCAUGAGAGGUCACUUGAGCACAAUGUCCAUCACCAUGGGGGUGACUCGUUUAAACACCUCAAAGGCCUCUGGAGGUCGCAGUCAGCCUUCUCGCUGAUGGAAGAUAACCGAGAUGCUCGUCAGACAUCACCCAAGGAUGGAGGAUCAGGCAUGUCAUCUUGGACCAGUGUCGAGCGAUUCGAAAACUCUGGAGGUGUGUCUUCUGUGCUGAAGAGCCCAGACGGGAACUGGAUCGCCCUGCAGAGUGCUCAGCUCUCCCGCCCCAGCCUGCUGGCCAAGAGGAAGAGUCUGGUCUACAGCGCCUUGGAGAGGGAGUCCGGAGCUGUCUCUGCUUAUGAAGGCAUGGACUCUGACAAUGAAGUCAAACCUGAGCCAGAUACCUCGUGGAGCGCUAUCCUACAGGAGUUUCAAAGAAAGUUGACUAGCUCUAAAGUCCGUCGAGAUGCUGACAACAGAAAAGAUGCUGAGUCACAGUCCAAGGAAAAGCUUUCAGACAAUACUGUUAAGAAGCCUGAGAUCAGACGACCGUCCUCUUACAGGACCGGCAACAUCGACAUCAACUUCAACGGGAAGGUUGCUACGGAUGAAAGCGCAGUUGGAAGUGAGACGGCAUCUAGUAAAGCGAAGAGAUCACGAAGGAAGAGAAGAAGUAAAAGAAGAGCAACACUUUCUGGGCCUCUUCUGAUGGAUUACAAUAGGAAAGACGUCCACUCUUGUUCUCCCUCAGAUGGCGACACUCCUGACACUUUGACGCCUGACGUGGUUACGCCUGAUCUGCUUCACCAGGACAUCGGCAUCAGUCAAGAGGACAAUGAGCUCACGUCAGACAUGCCACAACCUUCAGAACACAUCUCCGACUCCUUAGAUUAUGUUCUUUGCAAUGCAAAAAACAGUGGUGAUGCAUGGGAGAAAGGAACACGAAGCCAAGACGAUGACGAGGAAAAGAUGGCGGUUGACUUGGCAGGACAGACAGGAGGGGAUGUAAAAGAGGAGGAAGAUGACGACGAGAUGGAAAUUAGGUUAUAUAAACUGGUGGCGAAGUCAAGACUAGCGUACUUCUCGUCCACUGACGACGAACUAGACAGGGCAGGAAGAAGUGAAGAGGAACAAAUGUUUGAUGGUGAAGGUCAGGAUGAAGAGAACAAAGGACUAACCCACAAACUCUGCAGGCUAGAGAAGGAAGUCCGAUCUACCGUGCUCUCCUCCACAGAAGAUGAGCUGGACCGAAUCACGGAUGAGGAAAAAGAGGACGACGAGGAAGAAGAGGACAGAGAGGAGCUGGCGGUAAAAGUGUGCCGAUUGGCCAACCAAGCAGGUGCUACCCAAUUUUCCUCAACUGAGGAUGAGCUGGAUCGCGAGGAAGGGACUCACGAAGAGACACUGUGGAGGCUGCAGGAGGACAAGGCAGCGCAGGCCACUCAGGUGCGCAACCUGGCCAGUCUUGUAAGUGCCUCCCAGUUCUCCUCCACCGAGGACGAGCUAGAUCGAGUCGGAGAAGAUGAGGAAAAGAUGAGCCAGGGCGUUAUACCAUGGGUGGAAGCGUUGGGAGGACACUGGGAAUCAAUAAGGGAGGAACAAGUCAGCAGGAGUUUUUCUGAUGCAGCAAUGGAAGAACUGGAUGAUGACAUGAUAAUAUCAGAAGAGACAAGAAUAACAAUAAAGGAACAUGAUCAGCCAGGGGUAAAUAAGUUAGAUCCAAUAGGAACACAGAUGGUGGAAGCAGAAGACAUCCAAGAAGCAGGCAGUUGGAAGUGGGAGAUAGACGAUGAUGAAAUUGAGUUCGAUAAAAUAAUCAGCAGCAUGCUGACGAUGACACUGGAGGAUAUGCAGGAGAAGAAAGAGGAAAGAAUGACAGAUGAGAAGAGGAACAAGGACACAGAAGCUGACAAGGAGAAGGCCGAUAAAGGGAUGAUAAGCGAGGUAAGGAAGGAGGAAACAUACACAGUUGAUAACAGGAAACAGGAGAAAAAGACUGACGAGAAUGGUAGCAAGGAUAUAAAGACUGACUGGGGGAACAGUGACAUGAUGUCAAACAAAGAAAGGAACAAGAACACAAAAACAGACAACAGGAAAGCAGGAAUAAAGACUGACAAGGAGACAGACCAUGAGGAAAGUAUGGAUUUGAAGAAAGGCAAGAACAUAAACAAUGACACAAUGAAGGACGAGGAGGCGAAAGAUAUUUCAAUGACAAACGAGGAAAGUAACAAGGACACUAAAGAAGAUGAAAAUAUGAAUGAGAAAUGUGUGGAUUCAAACGCAGACGAAAAUAUGAACAAAGACACAAAGACUGACGAAGGGAAGAAAAAUAUUGCGAUGGCAAAGGAGGAAAGGAAUGAGUACACCAGGGAGGAGAGGAAUAACAACACAAAAACAGGUGAGAACACAAACCUGAAGGAUAUUGUGAUGACAGAGGAGGAAAGGAAUCAGAACACUAAAGAGGACGAGAAGAGGAAUGAGGAUGCCAAAACAGACAAAGAGAUUGGAAAUGAGAAAACUUUUGACAAAAUGGCAGAUGUGAAUAUGAACAAAGACACAAAGAUUGAAGAAGAGAGUGAAGGUAUUACGAUGACUAAUGAGGAAAGGAAAGAGAAUGUUAAGGCAGAUGAAAGGAGGGGGGAAAGUGUCAAGACUGUCAUAGAGACAGAAAAUGAGAAAAGUGUGGAUUCAAGAAAAGAUGAAAACAGGAGUAAGAACCCAAAGACUAACAAGGAGAGGAAAGAUUUUGAGGCUGGUGAGGACAUGAACGAGAACACAAAGACUAAGGAAGACGGGAAGGAAUUUGCAACGUUGAACGAAGGCAAAGAGAACACUCAGCCAAACGAGAACUUGAAUGAAGAUAUCAGGACAGACAAAGAGACGGAAAAUGAGACAAGCGCGGACACAAAGGUUGAGGAGAACAUGAACAAGCCAGAUGAGAGAGGGAACAAAAGUCUUAAGACCAAUAUACAGACACAAAAUGAGAAAAGUUUGGCUUCAAGAAAAGAUGAAAACAGGAACAAGAACCCAAAUACUGGCGAGGAGAGGCAAGAUGUGAUGACAAACAUGGAAAACGAUGAGAACACUAAGACAGACGAAAACAGGGACAAUGAUGUCGAGACAGACAGAGAGAUGGAAAAUGAGAAAAGUGUUGCCAAAAACACUGACAGGGAGAUGAAAUGUGUUACAAUGACAAACACAGCCAGCAAUGAGAGCAUAAAGGCAGACAAAAACUUGAAUGAAGAUAUCAAGACUGACAAAGAGAAGGAAAAUGAGACAAGUGCGGACACAAAGGCAGAUGAGAACAUGAACGAGAACACAAAGACUAAGGAAGACGGGAAGGAUGUUGCAACGUUGAACGAAGGCAAAGAGAACACUAAGCCAAACCAGAACUUGAAUGAAGAUAUCAGGACAGACAAAGAGACGGAAAAUGAGACAAGCGCGGACACAAAGGUUGAGGAGAACAUGAACAAGCCAGAUGAGAGAGGGAACAAAAGUCUUAAGACCAAUAUACAGACACAAAACGAGAAAAGUUUGGCUUCAAGAAAAGAUGAAAACAGGAACAAGAACCCAAAUACUGGCGAGGAGAGGCAAGAUGUGAUGACAAACAUGGAAAACGAUGAGAACACUAAGACAGACGAAAACAGGGACAAUGAUGUCGAGACAGACAGAGAGAUGGAAAAUGAGAAAAGUGUUGCCAAAAACACUGACAGGGAGAUGAAAUGUGUUACAAUGACAAACACAGCCAGCAAUGAGAGCAUAAAGGCAGACAAAAACUUGAAUGAAGAUAUCAAGACUGACAAAGAGAAGGAAAAUGAGACAAGUGCGGACACAAAGGCAGAUGAGAACAUGAACGAGAACACAAAGACUAACGAGGACGGGAAGGAUGUUGCAACGUUGAAAGAAGGCAAUGAGAACACUAAGCCAAACGAGAACUGGAACGAAGAUGUAAAGACUGACAAAAAGACAGAUUUUGAGAGAAGUGUGGACACAAACGUAGAUGAGAACAUGAACAAGGCAGAUGAGAGAGGGAACAAAAGUCUUAAGACUGGCAUACAGACAGAAAAUGAGAAAGGUAUGGAUUCAAGAAAAGAUACAAACAAGAACAAGAACCCAAAUACUGGCGAGGAGAGGCAAGAUGUGAUGACAAACAUGCAAAAAGAGACGGAAAAUGAGACAGGUGUGGACACAAACGUAGAUGAGAACAUGAACAAGGCAGAUGAGAGAGGGAACAAAAGUCUUAAGACUGGCAUCCAGACAGAAAAUGAGAAAAGUGUGGAUUCAAGAAAAGAUAACAGGAACAAGAACCCAAAUACUGGCGAGGAGAGGCAAGAUGUGAUGACAAACAUGGGAAACGAUGAGAACACUAUGACAAACGAAAACAGGUACAAUGAUGUCAAGACUGACAGAGAGAUGGAAAAUGAGAAAGGUGUGGCCAAAAACACUGACAUGGAGAUUAAAUGUGUUACAAUGACAAACACAGACAGCGAUGAGAACAUAAAGGCAGAUAAAAACUUGAAUGAAGAUAUCAAGGCUGACAAAGAGACGGAAAAUGAGACAAGUGUGGACACAAAGGCAGAUGAGAACAUGAACAAGAACACAAAGACUUACGAGGAUGGGAAGGAUGUUGAAACAUUGAAAAAAGAAGGCAAUGAGAACACUAAACCAAACGAGAACUUGAAUGAAGAUAUCAAGACUGACAAAGAGACGGAAAAUGAGAGAAGUGUGGGUACAAAGGCAGAUGAGAACAUGAACGAGAACACAAAGACUAACGAGGACGGAAAGGAUGUUGCAAUGUUGAAACAAGAAAGGACAGAGAACACUAAGCCAAAUGAGAAAUGGAACAAAGAUGUCAAGACUGACAAAGAGACGGAAAAUGAGAUAUGUGCGGACACAAAGGUAGACCAGAACAUGAGCAAGGCAGAUGAGGGAGGGAACAAAAGUCUUAAGACCGAUAUACAGACAGGAAUUGAGAAAAGUGUGGAUUCAAGAAAAGAUGAAAACAGGAACCAGAACCCAAAGACUGGUGAGGAGAGGCAAGCUGUGAUGACAAACAUGAAAAACAAUGAGAACACUAAGGCAGAUGAAUACAGGAACAACGAUGUGAAGAUAGACAGAGAGAUGGAAAAUGAGAAAAGUGUGGCCAAGAACACUGACAAGGAGAGAAAAUGUGUUACAAUGACAAACAUAGAAAAGAAUGAAAACAUAAAGGCAGACAAGAACUUGAACGAACAGAUCAAGACCGACAAAGGGACGGAAAAUGAGACAAGUGUGGACACAAAGGCAGAUGAGAACAAGAACACAAAGACUAAUGAGGAUGGGAAGGAUGUUGAAACAUUGAAAAAAGAAGGCAAUGAGAACACUAAGCCAAAUGAGAACUUGAAUGAAGAUAUCAAGACUGACAUAGAGACGGAAAAUGAAACAAGUGCGGACACAAAGGUUGACGAGAACAUGAACAAGGCAAAUGGGAGAGGGAACAAAAGGCUUAAGAUCGAUAUACAGACAGAAAAUGAGAAAAGUUUGGAUUCAAAAAAAGAUGAAAACAGGAACAAGAACCCAGAGACUGGCAAGGAGAUGCAAGAUGUGAUGACAAACAUGGAAGAGAAUGAAAACAACAAGGCAGACGAGUACAAGAAUGAGGAUGUCAAGAUGGACAAAGAGAUAGAAAAUGAGAAAAGUCUGACCACAAACGCUGACAAGGAGGGGAAAGAUUUUACGAUGAAAAAUAUGGAAAGGAGUGACAACACUAAGGCAAACGAGAACUGGAACGAAGAUAUCAAGACUGACAUAGAGACAAUAAAUGAAAGCAGUGUGGACAUAAAGGCAGAUGAGAACAUGAACACGAAGGCUAACGAGGACGGGAAAUAUCUUGCCAUGUUGAAAAAAGAAGGGACUGAGAACACUAAGCCAAACCAGAACUGUAGCGAUGAAGUCAAGAUUGACAAAGAGAUUGAAAAUGAGAUAUGUGCGGACACAAAGGCAGACCAGAGCAUGAACAAGGCAGAUGAAAAGGGCAACAAAAGUGUCAAGAGUUUCAUAGAGACAGAAAAUGAGAAAAUUGUGGAUUCAAGAAAAGAUGAAAUGAGGAACAAGAACCAACAAACUGACGAGAAGAGGCAAGAUGUGAUGACAAAUAUAGAAAAGAAUGAGAAUGCUAAGACAGACAAAUACAACAAUGAGGAUGUCAAGAUAGACAAAGUGAAGGAAAAUGAGAAAAGAGUGGCCUCAAAUACUGACAAGGAGAGGAAAGAUGUUACGAUGACAAACAUGGAAAGAGAUCAGAACAUUAAGGCAGAAGAAAACUGGAACACAACUGUCGAGAAUGUUAAAGAGACAGAAAAUGAGAAAAGUGUGGACACAAAGGCAGAUGAGAACAUGAACAUGUACGCGAAGACUAACGCGGACAGGAAAGAUAUUGCAAUGAUAAACAAAGAAAGGAAUGUGAACACUAAGCCAAAUGAGAACUGGAAAGAAGAUGAAAGGACUUACAAAGAGACUGAAAAUGAGAAAAGUGCGGAAACAAAGGCAGACGAGAACAUGAACAAUGAAGAUGAGAAGAAGAAUAAAAGUCUCUGGACUGAAAUAGAGACAGAAAAUGAGAAAAGUGUGGAUUCAAGAAAAGAUGAAAACAGGAACAACAACCCAAAGACUGAUGAGGUGAGGAGAGAUGUCGAAAUGACAAACAUGGAAAAGGAUGAGAAGACUAAGGCUAAUGAGAACAAAAACGAGGAUGUGAAGAUAAACAAAGAGAUGGAAAUUGAGACUGACGCUGAGGAGAAAGAUGUUACGUUGACAAACGAGGAAAUAAAUGAGAACACUGGGAAAAACGUGAAGCGGAACGAAAAUUUCAAGACUGACAAAGAAGCAGAUUGGGACAAGGACCCAAAGACUGACAGGGAGAGGAAAAAUGAGACAAAGACAGACGAGAACACAAAUGACAAUGUAAAUACAGAUGAGAAGAAAGAGGAUUCAAAGGCUUUUGACAACGGGAACAGCAAUGCAACGACAGAAAAGAUAUCAGAGAAUGAGAACCCAAAAAAUGAUACAACAACUGUCAGUGAGGGGAAAGAAAACAUGGUAAUGAAAAAUGAAAAAAACAAGGAUGCAAAGACAUACAAUAUGAAGAAAGAGGAUAGGAACACUAAGAACAGGAAAGCGGACAUUAAGACAGACGAUGAGGAGAGUGUGGACUCAAAGACAGACGACACCUGCAAUAAGAACACAGAGUGCAAGGAGCAGAAGAAAGAUGUUAUAAUGACAAAUGAGGGAAAGGACGAGAAGAGAAAUGAGAACAGCAAGGAGGAUAUGAAGACAGACAAAGAGAAAAUUGAUGAGACGAAAGAGGACCAUAAGACUGAAGAAAACAGGACAAUGGACACAACGACUAUUGAGAGGAAAGAGAUUUUGGUGACAAAGAAAGAAAGGAAAGGAGCUGCAAAGACACACAAUGAAAGAAAUGAGGAGGAGGAGGAUGCCAACCCAAACAAGGACAGUAAAAGAGAACUUGAAAAACAGAAAGAGGAGACAAAAAAAGAUUGGAACGAAAGCACAAAAACCAACAAAGAAAAGGCUAUGGCAAAUGACACAAGUGAUGGGGACACAAGGAUAGUCGGUAGGAAUGGGGAUACACUGAAUGAUGAUGAGAGGGAAGAACAAGAAAAGGCAUAUGAAAACAAGAUCAGGGACGCAAAGGUGGAAAAGGAGAAAGACGAAGACCCAAAAGAGGACACAAAGGAGAGGAAUACGUUGACAAUGACAUAUGUUGUGAAAGAUGACUCGGAGACAGGCAACAACAGGAACAUGGAUGAAAAUAGAGGUCGGGAGAGUAAAUUUGAAAUAGAGACAAAUGACGAAAGUAGUGAAGAAACAAAGAUGGACAAGAGUAAGGACAAGGCAUCUUGGGAGGACCUGAAGGGUGACAUAAAGAUAGAUGAAGGAACAACAACAAACAAGAAUAGAAACAAGGCAGCUGAGGGCCACAUGCAGGGCAUAGAUGAAAUAAAGACAGACAAGGAGACAGACAAAAAUAAGAAAGCAGACUUUGAGGUAAAGACAAAGAAAAUGACAGAGGACAUGCAGCCAGACAUGGACAGAAAGGAGAAAGUUGAGACAACAGGCAAGAAUUGGAACAAGAAUUCAAUGAUAGCCAAAGAUGAGGGCAAGGAAUCAAAUAAAACUAAAGACUGGCAUAACGAUAUGAAGACGGACUUGGGCUGGAAGAAAAACGUGAAGACAGACAAUGAGACGACAAAGGCAGAUAAAGACAUUAACAAGAAUGAAAAGGCAGCAAAAUUUGGCAAUGAGGAGCACAAUACAGAAACUGAGAUGGAAGAGAACCAGAACAGACAUGCGGUCAACAAGGAAGAGACAAAGAACGACAUAGAUGAUGCAAAGAAAGAUACAAAUAAGAAGAAGGAUAUGAAUGAAGAUGAAAGGAAGGUGGACACAAAGAUAGACAAUGAGAAGAAUGAAGAUUCAAAAACAGACAAGAACAGGAAUAAGAAUAGGAAAGCCACCAGUAAGAGCAAAGAUACAGAUACAAAGACAGAGGUGUGGAUUGAAGACUCGAAAACAGGAAAGAAGAGGGACAAGAAUUGGUAUGAAAAAAGCAGGAACCAGGAUGACAAGAUCAACAAGGAGAGGAAAGACCUCUUGAGGACAGCAAAGGACAGGCACAAAGACAGCAAGAGUGAUAAGCAAAUGAGUAAAGACGCAAAGACAGACAAGGCUACAGGUGGAAAGAGGGUUAAAGUAGACCAAAUGAGUCCAGUUGAAAAUGCAGGUGAGAGUGCUGAGCUUCCACUCAGUCUUGCAACUGCUAGACCACAGGAACAAAAAGUUGCAGCCGAAGACAGAAGUGGAAACAUGAGUGCUACAGAGGAUGGUUUCCUGUCAAGGGAAGAGUCCAGAAAUGCUAGUAACACUUAUGUGUACCAUGCUGUGCACGUCAUAUCAAGUCUGCUAGAAAUGAGGAACUCGGCAGCGUCCCUCUGCAGCAUAACAACUGAGGUCCUGAAGGUUCUGAACGCUACCGAGGAGCUGCUCCAGGGGGUGGAGGGCCGUGACGCUCGCCGCCACUCCGCCCCAUCUUUUCCCGCCAACACUGACCCCCAAAAACUUGAUCAGCAGUUUUCCUCACUGGAGGAGAAAGUGUACAUGGCGGCGGGCUCUGUGUACGGUGUGGAGGCAGAGCUCAACAAGCUGGAGGAGCGGGCCAAGGACAUAUCCAGCAGAACUUCCGAGACGGAGCUGUUCUUCCUGGAGGAGCGAGUGGCGUCGGCAGCUGCCAGGGUACAGCAGUCUGAACUACAGAUUAGUGAUAUUUCCGCAAGGAUCGCGGCACUGAGGAGCGCCGGACUCGACGUAGACCCGCAGUCCCGCUUCGCCAAGGCCAGGACUGUCCCAGUCAUGCCUCUGACGCUGAGCUCAUCCAGACAGCUGAGGCGACGACUGCCUGCACUCCCUCGUCCAGAAAACAACAAAAACUAAUUCAAGGACAAAAGACUGCCACAGUGCCUUUUUGACUGGUGCCUUCCUUUCUGCUACAGUUUGUCGUGUACUAGAGAGAAAACGUUGCAAAAUAUAGCCAAUUUGUCACAAUUCUAGGGAUACUUUUCAUCACAGUGCAGAAAUAAAUGAAUUACCAAAACAUGAUUAAAGCAAAUGUAUAUUCCCACUGUGUUGAUGUAUCACUGUAAUGUAUAUAUUUGUGUAGCAGAAAAUCAGUAGAAAAUAAAAGUUAUGCCUGAAAAUGAAUGAUAGAGGAGGCCUUUUUGACCCUGCACAUGAGGGCGGGUUGAUUUGUAUUUUGGAAAAGAGGAAAUGACACAGGGCAAAGACAUUCCGCCAUGAGCAGGAAGAAGUUUCGAGGGGGAAGCCUGACACAUAACAGCGAUCUUGGCCAGAGAGUUGGUCCGUGUUUGUUUUUGCAAAUAGCAUUAGCAGUCCACCGGCACACGCAAAGCCUGCAUAAAAACACUUACUCAUUUUCCUCAUAGAGGUAUAAAUGUGAGAGAAGGCCGCGUCACAAGGCAUUCUGGGAGUCAAAGUUCAAGUCAGGAGCUCUCCGAGCAUAGGAAGCGCUCCCUCGGAUCAGGGACGAUGAAGCCUUCCUUCUGCUCGCUCUCUCGUCUGAUGGUCAUGACAAACGACUGCUUGGGGUCGAUGACCGUAGCACCGUCCAUGCCAUGGGGCUCCACCUCGGCGUAGGAAGGGUGACCCGAGCCGCGGCGGAACUUCAUGGUGGGCCAACGAGCCGGACGCCGCUGCGGAUGACCACAUGGAAUGUGUUGUGCGUUCAAAAGUCAGUCAGUUAUUAUUUAUGACUUCCCUACACCCAGUUUUAGUGGACAGUGAGAUAUUUGGUAAGCGUAUCCAUCACGGGCAAACACACAUAAAAUGUCAGGGCAAGUAACGCCAUAGCGACAGGGAAAGUGCGAAAGUGGUAGUGGUAGCAUCCAGAGAAUUUUUUGUCAAAUUCCGUCCCUCAUAUCCUUUCAUAUUCAGGAUGAAAUUUGACUUUAGAAGACAUGGCUGUAAAAAUACUUCCUUGGCUUAAGCAAGAACACGCACACCAAUGAAAGCGAAUGCUUGGUAGGAGUAAAAAAAUGAGCUUUAUACAGUACCUUGC